Messenger RNA from Arctia plantaginis, 312 nucleotides. NCBI's taxonomy places the organism in Eukaryota, Metazoa, Arthropoda, Insecta, Lepidoptera, Erebidae. The record is from the annotation of a GenBank genome assembly.
AUGUCACAGCCUGAGACCCCGCGCACCAGGCAGAAGGGGGUAUUAACACGGGCAAGAGCCAGACGCGAGCAAGAGGAGGAAGUUUGGGAGGUACGCCCCACCAUGGGCGUGUUGGAGCGUGGGGGGGAGGAUGAGGAGAGUAGACAGACUACUGGUGAACAUCCGAGGGGGCGAGACAAUGAUGACCAGUACCAUUCGGUACGGAGUGGAAGCACGGACUCAAGCCCGAACAGGCACGCGGCGCCAGAAUCAGUUGUGACUAAUCGCAACAAAGCUACGCGGAAAGGGCGAGGAGGAGGGCCGAGUUGGUAG